GCCCCAGCUCAGAUCCGGUCAGGAGUCAAAGAUGGCAAGAAAACGGAGGGAGAGAGAGAGGGAGAGGGGGAGGGGAAGAAGGGGGCGAAUUAGGCAAAACAAUGAUGAAGGCGAGAAUGCAGAGGAGGGGAGAGGAGGGGUCUUAAAAGCAGGUCUAUUUUUGGGCAUGCUUCGGGGAUUACGAUCUAGAAAGUGGGACUCGAUAAGAACCGGGGGCCUACGCUCGUGCCGCUUUGCAACGGCUCCAAGAAAGGAACCAACGUCCGUCCUUUCCCCGGCUCGAUUCUUCCUUCGGUUGUGCUCUGUUUCGCUCUGUUUUCGCGUUCUGUUUUUUGCUCUGCCCGGUCCGGAUCCUUAGCCUCUUCUUCGUCCCGACCCAUAUCGCCACAUCUCUCUCUCCCUCUCUCUGUAGGUCGAGCUGUUAAAUGGGGUGCCUAAUUAUAGGCUGAGAAAUGGGGCCGGAAAUGGGGCUUUGAAUGGGAGCUGGCGGACAAAUUUUAAGCGCCCUCUUUAAGGAUGGAUUGAUGGGUUAUAUGGCGUCGUCAAACUAGUUAGUCGUUGCCCCCCUCUCUCCCUCUCCCUCUCUCUCUCCUCUAAUUUUGCUCUGGAGGAACUCGUCAAACGAAGGAACAGAGGAAAAAAAAAAUGGAAAUCUUAAAAAAGACGAAUUGGGAUUGUCAGACGGAUUCUUGUGCGAUUGAUUGAUUCCUCUGUCAAUCUAGCCACCCAUUUGGCUCCAAUGGGUUCUCCCGCCUCAAAUUUGGCAUCUUGAGGGAAGUAAUGGCGUCUUCUCAGGUGGAGAUCGUGGCGGCUUCGUCUCCGUUCGGUUGCGUCUUGAGGGAUCACAACCGGCGAGACGGAUGCAACAGAGACUUCCGCAAGAACAUUAAGGACCUGGUCAGAGAUCACCUCCACACGUGCCUCCCCGACGACAAUGCUUCUUCGCACGGCCCCAUCGCCGCCAACAACCCCGGCACCAACAACGACAGCGACAGCACCGGCACCAACAGCGGGGAAAAUCGUGCCAAAUUAAGACCUCUGCGGGGCUUGAAUGGCAUUGACAGAGACGGAGACGGAGACAGAGACAGACAGGAAUUGUCCUCGCCGUGGCCGCUGACGCCGAGGCAAGCUCGGGGUCUUGAUCGAUGGGGUCCUCAACAAGCUGGAGAUAUGGUGUCCUCCACCUCCGAGAUACAUCCUCCUCCUCCUCCUCCUCCUCCUCCUUCUUCCUGUAUCCCGAAUUCGCAAUCCCAGUCGGAGGAGAGCGGCGACAAUAAUUCAGGGGUUGGAGGAGGAGCUUCUUCCCUUGUGCAGAUGUGGGAGGCCAGGCUUAACCGGUCACCGAGCAGCAACAGGAACGGUAACAUCAAUAUUAGCAUCAACAUCGCCCAAAAUAACGCUAACCAUGUCAGCAGCGGCGGCAGCAAUUCAUAUUCUCCUUCAUCGGGCAGUUGCAGCAGGAGUCCUAAAUCCAGCGCUUCCACAAAUGUGGAAGAUUCGUCGAGGGUAUGUGAUUUGGAAUUGUGCGAUAGGAUGGUUGCUUCCGAGGACCCGUCUCCUUCUUCAUCAUCAUCUGUAGCAGAUAGUGCAGGGGGAGGAGGAGGAGGAGGAGGAGGAGGAGGAGGGCAGAAACAGAAGGUUCGAGUGGCUGAUAUCAUCAGGAGAUUGACUACUUCUGAUAAUGAUCAUGACACGAUUGGGAGCAGCGGAUCGCCAUCUCUAUUGGAUCAAAUGGAGGCACAGAGGGGAUUCGCGCCAGUAUUGAAUUCACCAAGGAUCAGAGGGCGACAAGCCUUUGCCGACUUGCUCAUGCAGAUGGAGCGCGACCGACAUAGGGAGCUUGACUCCUUAUCUGAGCGCCGAGCUGUUUCCCAGUUCUCGCACAAAGGCCGCAUUCAGUCGUUGCUCAAGCUUAGAUUUUUGCAACGCGGCAUGGUGGACCGCAGUCAGCAGCGCCUCAUUUCAGGAGCCUUUGGAGGAAAUUCUUCGCCUCAUAACAGUUCAGCUAUCAUGCAUCUCAGGGAAAGAUUUAGCACGGCCAUGGAGCAUGACCAGGGAGAUCAGAAUCACCCAGUUGAGCCAAGAAGCUCUCCUCGGCACCCACUAUUAAAGAACUCCGGCACUACAAACACUCAGUAUCAGAAUAGUCAUCAUCAGGAAGAUGAUGCUAGCACAAUUGAGCAUUCCCAUGCUCUCCCAGUUCCUUCAUCAGCACACUCUAUUGAAGAUCUUCCUGAUGAGGCUAGUUCAACUUCAACUGCCAUACGUGAAGAUGUUACAAGCCUUGAGAGUAGCAAUAGCAAUCUUGAAUUAGAACAAACGACUGAAGCGUCCAAAGCUCUCCAUGAACAGGCAAGUCAAGCUUCAAUUGUCGUAUGUGAAGAUAAUAGAAGCGUCGAGAGUAGCAACAGUCAUAUUGAAAUACAACAAAUGAUUGCUGCGAUCUCACCUCUUCAUGAAGUUGCCAGUCCAACCUCAGAUGUCAUGUCCCAGGCUACAAGCUCUGAUGCUAGAAAUGGUAACAAUCUCGAAUUACAACAACCGACAGAUGCAUUAUUAUCUCUACAUGAAGAGGCAACUUCACCUCUGAGUGUCAUAAGUCAAGGUACAAGCUUCGAGGGUUACAAUGGAAAUAAUGUUCAACCCCAAGCAGCAACAGACGCACUGUCAUCUUUGAGUGUCUGGUAUGAGGAUGAAAUUAUGGAGGAACAAUCUAAUGACAAUGCCAAUGAAGAGGAAGAAUGGUAUAGAGAACACGGAGGCACGUAUGACUGGUUCAGAGAUAUAUCUCGUCCACGAAGUUAUUGGGAGGACCGAAGGCAAGAAUGGUACAGAGAGAUGCUUGGAACAAACUCUGUAAAUGAGGAAAUCCGCCAACUUAUUGAGAGGGGCAGAGUAUCCAGUUUCUUGUCUAGUGACUUCCGGGAGAGAAUGGACGAAUUGAUGACGUCUCACUUACAAAGACAAACCCAGCCAUUAGGCCACCAAGAAGAAGAGCAAGAUGAUUUAAGCAGUCAAGAGAGAAUGGAACAAUUAAUGUCAUCCUUGUUACAAGGCCAUGAACAUCCAGUUGGUGACCAACAAGGGGAAGAAGAGCGUGACCAACUGGGACAACAACAAGAAGAGGAGGAAGAGGGGGAUGCACCAGAAGAAGAAGAACAAGAAUAUACCGUUGCAUAUGAGGAGGAUGAAGAUAAUGAUGAUGAAGAGGAGGAGAUAGAGGACAGUGACGAAGAAAUGGAGGAUGACGAAGAAGUGGAAGGACAAGAGGAGGAAGAGGAGGAGGAGGACGUUGAGGAGAGAGGAAGCCUAAUUGGACAUCAGUAUCAUGAAGCAAGUGAUUAUUUUGAUCAUUCCACAGCUUCAUUCCAUAUGCCUUCUCAAUCUCUGAGAUCGUGGAGUUACAAUGAUAAUGAAAUGAAUGACGACCAUGAUCAAGUCGCUUCUACGUCAUCUGAGCAACCUCCACCAUCUCAUUCCUACUAUGAGGAUCCUCAGCAGCAUUCUACCUGUAUCGAUAACCUUUCGAUGGAAAUGGAACUUAUAAUCGAUCUGAGAGGACAAAUGAAGCAACUCCAACGUGAGAUGUCUGAGCUCAGGAAAUCAAUAAAAAGCUGCAUGGAUAUGCAGGUGACAUUGCAGGACUCCAUGAAACAGGAGAUGAGUUCUGUUCGAGGUGAUGCAGCGAGGUCAGUAGACAAAAUACCAAGAAAAGGGAAUUGUAGCAUCUGCUAUGAGAAGCAAGUGGACUCGCUACUUUACAGAUGUGGGCACAUGUGCGCCUGUCUCAAGUGUGCCCAUGAACUGCAAUGGAGCAGCGGGAAAUGUCCAAUAUGUCGAGCUCCUAUAGUGGAUGUUGUAAGGGUGUACACAGAUUCAUAAAUGUGAUGAUCGAGUUCUUGCUUCAGAGGACCGUCCCAAUUUGUGCCAGUAACCUCGAUGAAAGUUGAAUCGGGAGACGUAAUUGAUGAAUAUCCUACCGGAGGCUCCGGGGAAGUCAGAAUAGGAGAGCACUCGAAUGGAUUUUUGGUUCCGGAAGAUGCUAAUCUUUGUACAUGCUGACUUUAGGAUUGGAAAUCACUUGACACUUGGCUGAAUGGGCGGUGUAAAUUGUUUGAUGAGCUAGGCUACUGAACAAAAUCAGCAAUUUAUCUCUGUGAUAACAACUUGGAGAGAAUUGCCUUCAGACAUCAGAUUGGAUGAUUAUCUGUCCAAAAUAAGAAUAAUGAGCGGCAAUAGUUAUGGAAGACUGAUGUUUCUUUUUACCUGAAAAGAAAAGGUGGAUUGUGGUCGGCACAAAUUCUUGCUCCAAGAUCUAUUGUCAAUUUAUUCUGAAGCAACUGUGAACUCGGAAGCCUGUUUAUGUCGAAUCGUUUCGUCUUUUAUAAGGUGAUGGCGAUGUGAACUUUUAGGGGCUUGUCCAAAGGAACGAAACUUGACCUGUAUCAGUGACAGACUGUUCUACUUGCAAUGCGUGUACAGCUUUCAAGCAAAUUCCAUCCAUCCUCUCGUUGGGGAUUCUGGUCA
Eucalyptus grandis is the source of this 4527-nucleotide messenger RNA. RefSeq names its product neurofilament medium polypeptide. The transcript has 7 exons. The record is from RefSeq and is a predicted model, not a curated record. Bases 781 to 3882 code for a protein of 1033 amino acids. NCBI's taxonomy places the organism in Eukaryota, Viridiplantae, Streptophyta, Magnoliopsida, Myrtales, Myrtaceae.